Molecule: messenger RNA, 3801 nt
Organism: Lates calcarifer (barramundi perch)
Lineage: Eukaryota; Metazoa; Chordata; Actinopteri; Centropomidae
Gene: tex2l
Product: testis expressed 2, like
Cellular component (GO): endoplasmic reticulum
Molecular function (GO): lipid binding
Source: RefSeq, a predicted model, not a curated record
GUGCGCACAAAUGGAGAGGGAAGCAGCAGAAGACAACACUGACCGGCAGGUUCAGUCACAUUUCCAUGCACAAAAGUAUCAUUCAGUGACUUGUAGGUGCCUCGGCUGUGCGAUGUAAAAGUGAAGAAAUGGCAGAGAGUGGAAGAAAUGGGGAAAGAAGAAGCGAGGAUAAAGAAGGAGGUGGUGGCACCCACAAACUCUCCCCUGUUGGUACCCCCUCCUUCGGGACCAAAAGACAUCUCCCCCGAGGGAUUGUGAUCCAGCUGACUGGGACAGAGGGAGAGUGGGACAGCCUAGAUGACAGUGAACUCAUCUUCUCCCUUGAUCACGAUGAGGACUACCCGUCUAUAUCUCUCUCUAAGGAGAGGCAGCUUUCUGUUGAGGAUGACAGAGGGUUACAGUCUCAAGCUUUCCACGUCCCCCUCUCACCCUCCUCACCUGGCUCUCUAGGGAACUGCUCCGCCACUGGCCCCAGUUUCCUCUCCCCGGGCCCAUCCUCACCUACCCACCGACCCCUCGCAAGCCUGGUCAAGUCUCUGUCCACUGAGCUGGAGCUGAAAGAAGGCUCCACCCUUAGACCCAAGCCCCUCCUCAGCCUCGUGAAGUCGAUCUCCACGGAGAUCUCCCGCUCGGAGCCCGAGGUGUCUCAGUCCAAAUCGGACUCUCGCCUCAACCUCCACCUGUGGAAGCAGCUGACCCAACCAAAAAACCGCAGCAACGGGGACUCUCGUACUGCGCCCCCUUCACCGAGCUCCCUCUCCCCCAGCGCAGAGGGUCUGAAAGGCGGCUUCUUCAAAAUGGAGCUGGAGGACACCAAGAGGAAGCUCUCAGAGGCCGUGCACGAACCCCUGAGCAGCAUGUUCAGUAAGAUCAUGAGAGAAGAGAGCGCAGGCAGCCCCAAACACCAGUGUAGGAUGCAGGGGGCUCACCAGGCCAGCUCCAGAGGUCUGGGCCGUGAAGGCAGCACGGACACUGUUCUCUCAGAUUCUCCUGUGAGGAAUACUAGAAAAACAGAUGCUGAUGUUUUGCCUUCUGUUUUUGACUGGCCUUCUGUGAGACACCUUGGGAGAAUUCACCGCAGCCCCUGUCCUGUGCAUCACAGCAGACAACAUAAGAGAGAGGAGGAGCUGGAAAUUUGCACUGAUGGUGAUAUGAUGCAAGUAUUAGCCAUCGAGACACGCAGGCAGGCGAGGAGACCGCCUGCUGGUUCUCAGGUCCCCGCACCAGCCUUGGUUCAGACCUCACCUCAUCCUCUGCCCCGCAUGAGUUUGUUCUGUGUGGCAGUGCUGUCUUACGGCUACUUCAUCCUACCUCUCAGUCCAUACUUCUCUGGCCUGGCUCUGGGAUUAGCGCUGGGCUUCUUGCUAGGACUGUUGCUCAUUAGGAUGGGCUCCUCCAGGUCUCACUGCCCAGCUCCUCCCCACAGACCAGCACAGACCCUGCUGGGAGAGGUGAUUCUGACAGGUGGCAAUGUCAACACUGAGCCUGACAUCCUCAAGGGCUGGAUGAAUGAGGUGCAUGAUUACGACCCAGAAACCUACCAUCCAGCUCUGACUCACUCUGUGUUUGCCACCCUGGAGGGCUCCUGUCUCCGCCUGGACUCCCCACGUACCAACAUCAGCCGCAGGGCCACGUACGACGAGAGAGUCCCUGAGCCCACCUUUGUCAAGUCACGCUGUUUUCAUCUUGCAAAGAGCAAAGUAUUCCUGCUGCCAUCUGUGCUGGCUCGGAAGAGGGUGUGGAACCCAAAGUAUCCCAUCUGCGUCCAGCUGGCCAGGGGAGUGAACUCCCUGGAGGAUGAGGGAGGAAGGUCGGAGGAGAGUCGGGGAGAGGAGCCAGGAGCUGAACCGACGAGUCAGAAACAAAGUUCCUCCAAACCCGCCCAUGAUCUGCCCACCACUCUUUACCUCUUCGGCCGCACGGGACGAGAGAAAGAAGAGUGGUUUCGUCAUUUCAUGUUUGCGUCCACGGACUCAGAGAGGGACAGACAGAGACCUGGCAGAUGUGUGUCCAGAUCGGGUGACCCAGCAGCGGCACAGAGUGUUUCUGCCCCGAGUAAUAUCCCAAGCAGCAGAGGCUCCAGCAGACUGGGCAGCAGUGAUGAUGAUGCCCCCUGUGCCCCUCCAGUCUCCUGCAUCCCUGCAGCUAAUGUCAGUCAGACCUCCAGCAGCACCAGGGGCGUUUCACUGCUCGACUACCCCAGCUACAUGGCUCGUCUCCUGGCCGCAGAGGAGAUGACGCCCCUCUCCAGCCCUGGAGCCAGCAGCACAGAGACAAGCCCCACCAUUAAAGGAAACUGUAUCUGUGAUCUGGCAGAGUACCCUGGGAAAAGCCAGACCGCGUGGGCUAACGCUCUAAUUGGUCGUAUCUUCUGGGACUUCCUGCGAGAGAGGCACUGGGCCGACGCCGUCUCCCACAAGAUCCAGAAGAAGCUCAGCAAUAUCAGACUGCCUUACUUUAUGAAUGAGCUGACUCUGACUGAGCUGGAUAUGGGCUGCUCUAUGCCACAUAUCACCUCUACCUCCAGACCAGAGGUUAACCACCGAGGCCUGUGGGUGGAGUUGCAGCUGGUGUAUCGCGGUGCCCUGCAGAUGACCCUGCAGACCAAGUUCAACCUGUCCAAGCUGGGAAAGGAGGGCGGCCAGGACACAGACUGUACGACUGAGACUGGGAGCCCACGCUGCAGGCCUGUCCUCAGCGUGUUGGCGGACAGUGAUGAGGAGUCCUCCAGCGCUGGCUCGUCUGAUGAGGAAGAGCUGCUUCUCUCCGAGCCUCAGGGUCCGGUGGGGGAGAAGGGAUCAACACCGGUAACUGAAGGGACGGGGGGAGGCAGGACUGGAAGGAAGAUUUUGAGAUUUGUGGACAAAAUCGCUAAAUCCAAGUAUUUCCAGAAGGCGACGGAGAACGAGUUCAUUAAGAAGAAGUUUGAGGAGAUGUCCAACACCCCCCUGCUGCUCACUGUGGAGGUUCAGGAGCUGUCAGGGACUCUGGUCGUCAACAUCCCACCACCUCCUACUGACAGGAUAUGGUACAGUUUCUGUGUGCCACCCAAGCUGGAUCUACGCGUCCAUCCCAAACUGGGGGAGAGGGAGGUGACUUUCUGCCACGUGACCGAGUGGAUUGAGAGGAAACUGCAGGACGAGUUCCAGAAAGUUUUUGUGCUGCCAAACAUGGAUGACAUCUACUUACCCCUGAUGCACUCAGGGGUGGAUCACCCUCAAGCCUCCCAGCACCUGUCCCCUCAGUCCCAACGCUCCCAAAGCUCCUCCACAGAGUCUAUAGAGAGGAUCCCACCUGAGGUCUCCACGGCAGAGUCUGACUAGCUGAGGAUCAAAGGAGAGCUGAGGCUGAAAGGUGGUUUUAUAUUAUAUAUUCACGGUAAGAAAAGGAGAAGCAGAAUGAAACUCACCAAACAGAACAUAAAGUUAGAUUUGCCUCUAUAGACUUACAGACCCUCGUGUUUAUGUCUGAGCCAGGAGUUUCUAAAAGUCUGACACAUUGCGCUGUAGGUGUAGCUGGAGUUCGUUUGCACCAUCACAAGAAGAUAAUUUAACGAUUUGGUAAAGUCUGAGUUACAGAUGCUGUACAUUUCAUGAUGACAGACAACUACAAGUGAUACCUUUUGCAAAUGUUUACAUUUGAAUGAUCCCUGUGAGAGAUUAUAUCUAUAUUUAUUUGCUGCUUUGGUGUUUACAACUCAAGGUCACUUUGGAUAUAAGAUGAUGGACAUUAUUAAAUAAAAGCUUGAGAAAAACAUGUCAGUGCUAUUCUCAUGCACCCUCAUGAGGCAGCACACAGAAG